UAAAAACAAGAGGCCGGGUAUGGUGGCUUACACCUGUAAUCUCAGUAGUUUGGGAGGCUGAGGCAGGCCAAUCACCUGAGGUCAGGAGUUUGAGACCAGCAUGGCCAACAUGGAGAAACCCUGUCUCUACUAAAAAUACAAAAUUAGCCAGGCGUAGUGGCACAUGCCUGUAAUCCCAGCUAUUUGGGAGGCUGAAGCAGGAGAAUCUCUUGAACCCGGGAGAUGGAGAUUGUAGUGAGCUGAGAUCACACAUUGCACUCCAGCCUGGGCAACAAGAGUGAAACUCCAUCUCAAAAAACAAAAAAAAAAAACCAAGGCUAGGUGCAGUGGCUCACACCUGUAAUCCCAGCACUUUGAAAGGCCUAGGCAGGUGGAUCACCUGAGGUCAGGAGUUUGAGACCAGCCUGGUCAACAUGGUGAAAACCCUUCACAACUAAAUACGAAUGCAAAAUCAGGUCCUCUGAUCCCAUGUCCUCAGUCUGUCUUCAUGCUGCUCCUCCACCCCAAGCCUCUGAUUUAUCUCAUUUACUGUAGAGCAGAUGCAGACAGAAACAGAGCUGUGGAGAUGCAAUGAGAGAUACAGUUGGGCAUAGUGGUGGGCACCUGUAGUACCAGCUACUCAGGAGGCUGAGGUAGGAGAAUCCUUUGAAGCUGGGAAGCAGAGAUUCACUGCUCUCCAGCCUGGGCGACAGAGUGAGACCUUGUCUCAAAAUAAUAAAUAAAUAAAUAAAUAAUGAAAACAAAGGGAUACACAGAAACUUGGAGGUGUCAAAGCUGUUUAUAACCUUGAUUGUGGUAAUGGUAACAUGAAUGUAGCUUAUUUCCAAACUCACCAAAUUGUAUGUAUUAAUUUUGUGCAGUUUUUUUGUAUACUAAUUAUACUUCAAUGAGGCUGAAACAAAAAAAGUUGCGCAAGGCUGUGUUGGAGCAGGACACUCUGCAGUCACGUAAGAAUGGUGAAAGAAGAUGUGCAAUAAAAGAGCAGCUUCAUUUUUUUUAAGUCUACUCUGCUUUUCCUCUGCAUUUCCAGUUUAAAGUAUGAAACCUCGGUGUCAUCCUUGAUUUUUCCCUCUCUCACAUCCGUCUCUAUAACCCAUCAGACAUCAAGUCUUGUAAAUUCUACCUCCUAACUCUGUGUCUAUCCUCACUGCCAUUCUCUUAGUCAGGUCCUCUGAUUCCAUGUCCUCCAUCUGCCUUCAUGCUUCUCCCCAAUCCCAGGCCUCUGGUCUGUCUUGAUUCCUGUAGAGCAGAUACAGACAGAAAGAGAGCUGUAGAGACACAAUGAGAGAGACAGCUCACCUGGUGAGCUUUUGCUGCAUAAUCAUUUUGCCAUGUGCCACAAAAUCUUAGUGGCAAACACACAUUUACUUCCAUGCUCGAAGUCUUCAGGUUGAUGCUGAUUGGCUCAUCUAAACUGGACUUGCUCGGGCAGCUCUGCUCAGGCUGCCCGUCUGGCUCAGCAGGGCUCUUCCUUGCUCUGGGCUGGGCCUGGGUCUGUUCCUCACCUGUUCAUUCUGGUGGUCCAGACUAAAGAAGACCAAAGAAAACGCUCUCGGUUUCCUUCCCCCAAAAGCAGACCCGGAGACAAGUCCAUGGGUGCAGUGAGCUUCAUUGUAAAGCGAUCCCAAGAAAUACAAGUGAGGGGGUGGCAAAGUCAGACAAAGAAGAGAAAAACAGCCAAUAAAAAGCCUGUUACCAUUGUGAUCAACUAGUCCCACUGGCAGCCCUCUAAGGGACAGGAAGUCUGACUUCCAGAUCUCAUUGGUUGAAGGCUGUCCUUGGGAACAUUAAAUUCCCUACACUUUCGGCCUUCCCUGUGCUUGCAGAAAACAGGCUCCCAGGGUGAUGGAGAAUGCCUCAGACACAGAAAAAUGUGAGCCCUAAAAGUGGGAGGCUGACAGCCUGCAUGAGAACUACCCACUGCACCUGCAUGUGGGCUUGAAGAUGGGCUCCGGGUAUAUGGACUGAGGAAUCCACAGUGUCAGGUACACUCUCUUUGCAUCCAUAGAUCAACUCUCAGGAAGACUCUGAUUGGCCUUCUUGGGUCCUGUGUCCAUCCAUGAACCAAUCACCAUGGCCAAGACCUUAGGGCAUCAGUUCUGGGGCAUGUGUUCCCCUCUUGGAGUGCAUAGAGUGAGAAAAGCCCCACCUGAGCCCAUGACUGGAGUCUACACAGGAAAGUGAGGAACUAGUACAGUAGCUCAAGCCUCCUUGGUGGACUUCAAGAGACCACAGACAAAAGCUCAAGUUUUUUUUUUUUUUUUUUUUUUUUCUGAGACUGAGUCUCGCUCUGUCGCCUAGGCUAGAGUGCAAUGGCGCAAUAUCAGCUCACUGCAACCUCUGCCUCCCGGGUUCAAGUGAUUCUCCCACCUCAGCCUCUGGAGUAGCUGGGAUUACAGGUGAGCACUACCACACCUGGCUAAUUUUUUUGUAUUUGUAGUAGAGACAGGGUUUCACCAUGUUGGCCAGGUUGGUCUUGAACUUCUGACCUCAAGUGAUCCACCUGCUUCAGCCUCCCAAAGUGCUGGGAUUACAGGUGUGAGCCACUACGCCCAGCCUCCAGUCAUUUUUUUUGGCUGCCACAUACCCUGCCCAAUAGCCUUCCAUCCUGGAAUGGGUUAGAUCUCUCAUGCUUUACAUCCCACUGUGAUGCCAUUUUCUUCCUCUUCCUUAUUCUGUUCCUGCUCCUGCUUCUUUUUUUUGAGACAGAGUCUCAGUUUGUUGCCAGGUGCCAGGCUGGAGUGCAGUGGCACAAUCUUGGCUCACUGCAACCUCCGCCUCCAGGGUUCAAGCAAUUCCCCUUCCUCAGCCUCCCGAGUAGCUGGGACUACAGGCACAUGCCACCAUGCCCAGCUAAUUUUUGUAUUUUUAGUAUAGACAAGGUUUCACCAUGUUGGUCAGGAUGGUCUCAAUCUCUUGACCUCGUGAUCCGCCUGCCUCGGCCUCCCAAAGUGCUGGGAUUAUAGGCUUGAGCCACUGCACCCGGCCCUGCUUCUACUUCUUUGAGAUGGAGUCUUGCUCCAUCACCCAGGCUAGAGUGGUGUAGCCCAAUCUCAGCUCACUGUAACCUCUGCCUCCCAGGUUCAACUGAUUUUCCUGUCUUUGCCUCCCAAGUAGCUGGGAUUACAGGUGAGUGCCACUGCGCCCAGCUCAUUUUUUGUAUUUUUAGUAGAGCCAGCGUUUCAACAUUUUAGCCAGGCUGGUCUCAAAUUCCUGACCUCAGAUGAUCUACUGCCUCGGCUUCCAAAAGUGCUGGAUUACAGACAUGAGCCCCCAUGCUCAGACAGUUUUUAUUUUUUUAAUGAGACAAGCUGAUCUCAAACUCCUGGGCUCAAGUGAUCAUCCUGCCUCAGCCUCCCAAGUAGCUGAGAUUAUAGGCAUACGCCACCAUGCCCAGCUGAUGCUGUUCUGUAUAUACUGUGUGCUUCCUCUGGUUAGCUCCUCAUUUAAAUAGCACUCCUGCUACCAAUUUGUUUUAGUUUGGUUCCUUUUACUACUUGAAAUUAUACACUUCUCUUUUUUUUUUGAAAUGGAGUCUCACUGUGUCACCAAGGCUGGAGUGCAGUGGCACAAUUUCAGCUCACUGCAACCUCCGCCUCCCAUGUUCAAGCAAUUCUCUGCUUCAGCCUCCCAAAUAGCUGGGAUUACAGGUGCCUGUCACCACACCCAGCUAAUUUUUCUAUUUUCAGUAGUGGCAAAAGUCAGACAGAGAAGGGAAAAAGAGUGGCAAAGUCAGAGAAGAGAAAAGCAGCCAAUAAAAAGCCUGUUACCACUGUGAUCAACUAGUCCCACUGGGGACCCUCUAAGGAACAGGAAGUCUGAUGUCCAGCCCUCAUUUUAGUAGAGACAGUUUCACCUUGUUGGCCAGGCUGGUCUUGAACUCCUGACCUCAUGAUCCACCAGCCUCAGCCUCCCAAAGUACUGGGAUUAUAGGCAUGAGCCACCGCACCCUGCUCAGGGAAGUGGGUUUUCAUAGCUCACUGCAGCCUCAACCUCCUGGUCUCAAGCAAUCCUCCUAACUUCAGCCUGCAGAGUUGUUGGGACUACAGGUAUGUACCACCACACACAUAUUGCCCAGGCUGGUUUCAAACUCCUGGGCUCAAUUAAUCCUCCAGCCUCAGUCUCCGAAAGUGCUGGGAUUAUAGGCUGGAGCCACCAUGCCUGGCUGUAGUUGUUCAUAAUUAUAUCCUUAGCGCCUGACAUGCUACAGAUGCUAAAAUAAUGAUAAUUGUUGAGUAAAUGAGUAAGAAGCUUUUGAGGGGGAGAAGAUAAUGAGCUCCAUUUUGGACAUGUGGAAUUUAGUAAAAACUAUGGCUAACCCCAUUGCCCAGAGACGCUCAUACCUCAAAUUUAAAUUGUAUAUUAGCAAUUACAGAAUCGUAAGUUUGAAGAUUCAUAAAUUAUAGACAUAUAGGAUCUCAGGGUCUCAGAGUCACUGAGUUAACCAAACUCAGGUUUCCCAGAGCCAGAGUGGAGGAUAAAGCACUGACAUUUAACCUAAAUGAGACUGGGGGCAGAGGCAUAACCACCCUGAUAUUUAUGUAACGUUUGUGUGAAGGUGCAUAUAAUCAUUUUCUGAAGUGGGGGUUUCAGCUUUUUAUUUAUUUUUAUUUUUUUGAUACGGAGUUUCGCUCUUGUUGCCCAAGCUGGAGUGCAGUGGCACGAUCUCGGCUCACUGCAACCUCUGCCUCCUGGGUUCAAGUGAUUCUCCUGCCUCAGCCUCCCGAGUAGCUGGAAUUCCAGGCAUGCGCCACCAUGCCCGGCUAAUUUUUGUAUUUUUAGUAGAGACAGGGUUUCACCAUGUUGACCAGGAUGGUCUUGAUCUCUUGACCUUGUGAUCCACCUGCCUCGGCCUCCCACAGUGCUGGGAUUACAGGCGUAAGCCACCGCGCCUGGUUUCAGCUUUUAUCAGAUUCGAAAAGAUAAAGAAUCACUCACUAUAUUAACAUUUGUGUUCAGAAAGAAAACAGAGUCUGGGAGCUAUGGUUCAUGCCUGUAAUCCCAACACUUUGGGAGGCCAAGGAGGGUGGAUCCCUUGAGCCCAGCAACUCAAGAUCAGCCUGGGCAACAUGGCUAAGCUCCAUCUCUACAAAAAAAUAUAAAAAUAAGCCAGACAUCAUGGUGUGUGCCUAUAGUCUCCGCUACUCGGGAGGCUGAGGCUGGACGAUGGAUUGAGCUCAAGAGGUUAAGGCUGCAGUGAGCUAUGACUGUGCCACUGCACUCCAGCCUGGGCAAUAGAGCAAGACGCUGUCUCAAACAAACAAAAACUAGAUACCAUUGUUCCUGCCAGUUAAAUGGAAAUUAAAAAGAGAUCAAUCAUAUUCAGCACUGGCAAAGAUGUGGAAUAAAGGGCACUCUCAUCCAUUGUUGGUGGGGUGGCAGUUUCUAUCAAAAUAAAAAAUAUUCAUAUUCUUUAAAUCUCAUUUUACUUCUCAAAAUCUUUUCUAUGAAAACACGCACACAAGUAGACAAGAAUUUAUAUACCUGAAUAUUCACUGUAGUAUUGUGUAUAAUAUUUUAAAAUUAGGAAGAAAACCUAAGUGUUCAUAAGUUAUGAAAUGGUUUAUGGUUUACACCAUGAGAUAUACUAAGCUGCCAUAAUAUGAGCAAAGGAGAUAUUUAUGUACUGAUAUGGAAGAAAGUUCAUGAUGUAUUUUUUCUGAGAAAAAAAGGUAAUAAAAUGUGUAUGUGUAAGCAUGUUUCCUUUUAGUUCUUAAAAAAAAUGACAAUAAGGCAGGACACGGUGGCUCACUCCUGUAAUCCCAACACUUUGGGAGACCAAGGGUGGCAGAUCCCUUGAGGUCAGGAGUUCAAGACUAGCCUGGUCAGCAUGGUGAAACCCUGUCUCUACUAAGAAUACAAAAAUUAGCUGGGCAUGGUGGCAGGUGCCUAUAGUCCCAGCUACUCAGGAGUCUGAGGCAGGAGAAUCGCUUGAACUCAGGAGGCAGAGGUUGCAGUGAGCUGAGAUCACGCCCAGACAACAAAGUGAGACUCAGUCUCAGAAAAAAAGAAAGAAUGAAAGAAAAGAAAAAAACCUGCCUGUUCCAUUCGAGACCCGAUGCCUGGAGCCACUUGGUACACUCUACCUGUCCCCCAACAGGGAGGGUGCAGAAGGCUUAUGGUUCCCACCACUUCCCUUGGGGAAGCCAGUACCCUCUGUCCUCUCCUGCUCUUAUGAGUCCCUAUUCCCCUAGCACCCAGGGUUUAUAUCUGUCCCUCCCUGGAAGCACCAAAGACUCAUUCCACAAGAGAACUGCAGGGAAAGGGAGCAACCCCUGGACCUGGAGUCCUGCUAAGGCCAUAUCAGCUGAACACUCCUUGAUCUGCCCCUGUCCCAACCUCACAACCCCUGUGAGGUGAUACCCAGGCCUCUCACAUGGCAGUCGAGUCCCUUCAUGAGUGGCCCCAGUCUUCCCAAUGUUCCCACCCUGCAAGCUCUGCCAGCCUAGAUGACAUGUCUUUCCCUCUUCACAUACUCAGAGUUCCCACCUCCAAUACCUUUGCUUUUCCCAUUCCCACUGCACAGAAGUCCUUUCCCAGCUGAAAUGCCAAUCUUUUCUCUCCCAGUCUCCACUUGCUGACAUCUUAGUCUCCUAUUCAUCCUGCAAGACCCUGUUCACGUCACCUCCCCCAGGAAGUCACCCAUGUUCCUUCCAGCAAGGACAGUCAUCUCUCUUCUGAACCUCAACAUCUAUCUUAUGACUCUCAGUGCCAAGCACUAGGAAUGGCAUAGACCAAGUGUCAAUUCAUGUUUAUUAAACUAUACAAAUUAACAGUGCAAUUCUCCAGAUGAGGAAACUGAGACCCAAAGAGAGACAGCAACUGGCCCAGUGUCACCAGCAUGCAGAUGCCUGCCAUGAUGUCUCUGCUUCUUGUGUCUGUGGGCCUCAUGGAAGCACUUCAGGCCCAGAGUCACUCCAUCACACGUCGAGACCUCUUCUCUCAAGAGAUGCCACUGGACAUGGCCCUGACCUCCUUUGAUGACCAGUACGCUGGCUGUGCCACCGCCAUGACAGCUGCUCUCCUGGAUCUCAACCACACGGAGUUCCAGGCCAACAAGGUAUAUGCAGAAGGCUGGGCACUGGCAAGCAGCCAAUGGCAGGAGCGCCAGGCCUGGGGUCCAGAGUGGAGCCUCAGCCCUACCCGUUCACCCCCGCCACCUCCAGGCUUCCGCGAUGAGCAUGGGGUAGCCCUCCUGGCCUACACAGCCAACAGCCCCCUGCACAAGGAGUUCAAUGCAGCAGUGCGUGAGGCGGGCCGCUCCCGGGCCCACUACCUCCAACACUUCUCCUUCAAGACACUCCAUUUCCUGCUGACCGAGGCCCUGCAGCUGCUGGGAAGGAGGCAGCAUCCACCCCGGUGCCACCAGGUGUUCCGAGGCGUGAAUGGCCUGCGCUUCCGACCAGCAGGGCCUGGGGCCACUGUUAGGCUGGGGGGCUUUGCCUCCGCCUCCCUGAAGAAUGUUGCAGCCCAGCAGUUUGGUGAGGACACCUUCUUUGGCAUCUGGACCUGCCUUGGGGCCCCUAUCAAGGGCUACUCCUUCUUCCCUGGAGAGGAAGAGGUGCUGAUCCCCCCCUUUGAGACCUUCCAAGUGAUCAAUGCCAGCAGACCGGCCCAGGGGCCUGCCCGCAUCUACCUCCGGGCCCUGGGCAGGCGCAGCACCUACAACUGCGAGUACAUCAAAGACAAGAAGUGCAAGUCUGCGCCUUGCCGUCUAGAUAAUUCAGCCAUGGGACAGAGCCCCUUCUCUGCAGUCUGGGCUCUGCUGCUACUGCUCUGGUUCCUCACGGUGAGGCCCUUUCCAGACGGUACAGGCUUCCUUUGAUGCGUGAGACACAGGACAGCCUUGCCCACCACCUCUGCCCAGUCUGAGGAUGUUGGCCAUGUGUGCUUUCAUUGUAACCAAGAUUCCUGGUAACCCCAUCUGCAAGGAAAUCCAGGACCUUCUCUGGUAGCUGUCAGACCUGCUGGGGGAGAAAUAGGAGACAAUCUGGGGACUGAACUUACCCAGGGCUCUAGGAAUGAGACUCUGAAUAAUGGGUUGGGGCCAGUAGGGGAGAUUGGGGGGCACUUCAAGACAGGCAGCAACUCACUUGGAGGUAGAAAGGAUUUUUGCUGAUUUGGGGGUGACUGGAGAGGAAAGCACUUGGCCAUGAUACCUGCUGGUGUUAUUCAGAUGCCUCAUAUGUCCAUGUGCAAAGCUCCCGUUCACUCCUCCAGAAAGCCUUCUCUGACCUCUCCCACUGGGCUGGGCUAGGGACCCUGCCUCUACGCUCCCAUACAGAGCCCUGGAUGCUUCUCUAUACCACGUGUCAUGUCUGUCUGCCAUGUCAGACUGUAAGCUUCCUGAGGGAAGGGACUGGGUCUGAGGCACAGAGGUGGUAUCAGGAAAUGUGUGAAUCUCAGAAAGGAAAAAAAUGCCUAUGAGUGGCUGGUCCCUGCACUGCCCCUGCCUUGGACACUGUAAAGCUCUCAAUGUCUAUGUGUGGGAAUGGGGUGAACAGUGUCUAACUACAGCACACUGAGAGGAGGAAAGUCGGAAAAGAGAGCUCUCGUCCUCUACCA
Messenger RNA from Callithrix jacchus (white-tufted-ear marmoset), 8565 nucleotides. Lineage: Eukaryota; Metazoa; Chordata; Mammalia; Primates; Cebidae. The record is from RefSeq and is a predicted model, not a curated record.